GGUCUCUCUCUUCAUCACUUUUCAAAAAGUAGUAAAACAGUCUACUCUCUCAAAUAAAGGUUGCCUCAAAAGCCAGAAUCAUGUUUCUCUGGACUGGUACAGUCUGUAUAAAAUAAAAUGUUCUUAUCUUCAUUGAGUUCUUUGUAUUUAAAGUUUUCAAAAUCUACACUAUUUGUUUCCCUUUUGAUAUCUGUAUAUUAUUAGAGUUCUAUGUUUUAAUGAGGUAAUAAAUACUAAUAAGAUAAGAGGCCUUCAAUGUCCAUGGUGGUGAAGUUCCUAGAGGGCAAAAUGGAUGAUGUAAACGAAUGUGAUUUCUCAAAUCCACCAGGACCUGUUGAAGUGGAAACUCUUGGACACCAAAUGGAUGUAGCUACAGUUACUACUUCUCCACUGAUUCCAUCUAUCUUAUCUGGUCCAAGGUGAUGAUAUGGGGGAAAAGAAGACAUAAAACACGUGCUGCAAUGGUCUUGGUGGAUUUGAGAAAUCACAUACUAAUGAAGGCAAGAUUCCCUGACAAGAAUAUCACAGAUAUUAUACAAGCUGCCAACCAAUUAGCUGCUGCCAAUAGAUUGGAUAGAGAGGUAAACUUUUUUGUUGAACCAUUUAAUUACUUUGUGGUGCUAUUAUUAUUUUAGUUUUCAAUUUUCACUGCUUCUUACGGAGCUCUUUGUAUUCUUGCAUAUAUAUGGUUUGGUAGAUGGCAAAUAGAUUUUUCAUUGGGAG
Rubroshorea leprosula is the source of this 723-nucleotide messenger RNA. The record is from the annotation of a GenBank genome assembly. Lineage: Eukaryota; Viridiplantae; Streptophyta; Magnoliopsida; Malvales; Dipterocarpaceae.